AUGAUAGCUAAUUUAUGUUUCAACGUAUUAAAUGGUCAUGAUUAUUGGUUACCUCUUACUCUUAAUACAUCGGACCCACUUCUCAAAUGGCAAGAUCCAUCGCCAUUAUUGAAUCUGAGGUAUAUUGGUUUAAGCAAUUAUAAUUAUAAAAUCAAUUUUUAUAAUAUUCGAACAUUAGCCAUCACCAAUUUGGCGCCACCUCUGGCAUCUACUGCAUCGGCUGGUGAUAAACGAGAUCUUGUCUGUAAAACAUCUAUUUAUGCUCAUCGUGUUUCUGAUAUGAUUGAAGAACCUAAUAGAAUGAUGCUUCCUAUCGAAGGCUAUGCACAACAACCACUUGUUUCAUUAGAAAAAGCGAUUGCUCCGUUGAUUUUCAUUGUUCCAGAUAUAGAACGAAAAACAUGGCUUGCUAUAGAAAACUCAAAGACCCCAGCAGAUGGAUUGACAUCAGGUGAAUCAGCUUCUAUUAUACUAUAUUCAAUGGAAUGGAGUAAAAAGGAAGAAAGUCUUUACUAUAUUCUUAAUUCUACGCUUCGUAAAGAAAAGCGGGACUUAUUACAACCAUGGUUUCUCUAUCUAAAACUGGUGUUAACAGGUCUCGGCAAACUACCGUCGAUCAUAGGUCGUACUGUUUAUCGUGGAGUUAAAGGUGAUUUCAGUAAGAAUUAUCAGCAAGGCAAUAAAAUCGUAUGGUGGGGUUUUUCAUCAUGCACUUCGACAAUUAAUGUACUAGAACAAGAAGAAAUUUUGGGCAAAACCGGUGUUCGUACUUUAUUCGCUAUUGAAUCUAAAAGUGCGAAAGAUAUUCGACAUCAUUCAAUUUAUCCUGAUGAAAAUGAAAUUUUAUUCUUACCAGCUACUCAGUUUGAAGUUAUUGGUCAAUAUCAACCAUCAAAGAAUGUUUUUAUAAUUCAGUUACAAGAGACUGAACCAUUAUACCCUCUUCGACAUCCGGUUUAA
Molecule: messenger RNA, 960 nt
Organism: Rotaria sp. Silwood1
Lineage: Eukaryota; Metazoa; Rotifera; Eurotatoria; Philodinida; Philodinidae
Source: the annotation of a GenBank genome assembly